Molecule: messenger RNA, 3652 nt
Organism: Quercus lobata
Lineage: Eukaryota; Viridiplantae; Streptophyta; Magnoliopsida; Fagales; Fagaceae
Product: receptor protein kinase TMK1-like
Exons: 2
Coding region: 367-3294 (975 amino acids)
Biological process (GO): protein phosphorylation
Molecular function (GO): protein kinase activity; ATP binding; protein binding
Source: RefSeq, a predicted model, not a curated record
CAAACAAAAAAGGUAAAAAAGAUAGGGAUGGCAAAGAGAGAGAGAGACAGUCAUCGUGGAGAUGGACUACUGCUUUCAGAUUUAUUCCAUCGAGAAAUGGAUAAAAGCCACAAAAGUAGAAGCUGAUCUCUAUCUAACAGUUUUUGUCCCAACAUAAAACCUCCAUUUUCCCAUUUGGGUCUUCACCAUUUUUCAUAAAAACCUUUACUUUUUGCAUGCCUGUUUCUUAGUUCACUUCCCAAUCACGCUGUUCUUCUUUUACUGUAUCUGGGUCUUUGUUUGCAUGUAGUACUUUGGUGAUAUGAGCGAGUGAGUUUUAGCAAUCAUGUGGGUUUUCUAAGUACAUUGGCAUUUGCUAUUUUCUUCAUGGAGGUUGGGCUGUGCAUUUGUGUUGCCCUGUGCCUUUUCACAGUGGCAAAUAGUGUCACAGACCCUAGUGACUUCAAAAUUCUGAACGAUUUCAGAGAAGGGUUGGAGAAUCCAGAGCUUCUCAAGUGGCCUGGCAAUGGAGAUGAUGACCCAUGUGGCCCACCAUCUUGGCCUCAUGUGAUCUGUUCAGGGGAUAAAGUGUCACAGAUUCAGGUUCAGAGUCUUGGUCUCAUAGGACCUUUGCCUCAAAACUUUAACCAACUCUCAAAGCUUUCCAAUUUGGGCCUUCAAAGAAACAAGUUCAAUGGUUCAUUGCCCACCUUUAGUGGGUUGUCAGAGUUAGAAUUUGCCUACCUAGAUUAUAAUGAAUUCGAUUCAAUUCCCUCUGAUUUCUUUGAUGAACUUAGCAGUAUUCGUGUUCUGGCUUUGGAUUACAAUCCUCUUAAUGCGAGUACUGGUUGGUCUCUUCCAGAUGGGUUAGCAAAAUCCGUUCAAUUGACAAAUCUUUCUUUGGUAAAUAGUAAUUUAGCCGGGCCAUUGCCAGAAUUUCUAGGCACAUUACCUUCUCUCUCAAACUUGAAGCUUUCAUAUAACAACUUAUCUGGUGUGAUUCCAGCUAGUUUUGGACAGUCAUUGAUGCAGAUCUUGUGGCUGAAUGAUCAACGUGGUGGAGGGAUGACUGGUCCAAUUGAUGUAAUUGCAUCAAUGACUUCACUGACACAGCUUUGGCUACAUGGAAACCAGUUCACGGGGACUAUUCCCCAAGGCAUAGGAAACCUGACAUCCUUGAAAGAUCUCAACCUCAAUGGAAACCAACUUGUUGGUCUGAUUCCUGAGAGUUUAGCAAGUUUGGAGCUUGACAACUUGGACUUGAACAAUAACAGGCUAAUGGGUCCAAUACCAAAGUUUAAAGCUGGUAAUGUUUCUUUUGCUUACAAUUCUUUUUGUCAACCUGAUCCUGGGAUAAAAUGUUCCCCUGAUGUUAUUUCACUUUUGGAUUUUCUUGGUGAUGUGAAUUAUCCCUCGAGUCUUGCUUCUGACUGGUCUGGUGAUGACCCGUGUAUUGGACCAUGGUUGGGAUUGAGUUGCAACCCCAAUUCCCAGGUUUCUAUUUUAAAUUUGCCAAGACAUGGGCUUAAUGGUACUCUAAGUCCUUCAAUUGCAAAAUUAGACUCUUUGAUGGAAAUUAGGCUUGCAGGAAACAAUUUAAAUGGUAUAGUCCCUGAUAAUUUUACUGAAUUGAAAUCAUUGAGAUUGUUGGAUUUGAGCGAAAACAAUCUUGAGCCACCACUACCAAAAUUUCCGGGAAGUGUGAAGGUUAUUACUGAGGGAAAUCCUCUGUUUGUUGCUAAUCAGACUGAGGCUCCACUACCUGCUAAGAAUCCACCACCUGCUAAGAAUCCACCACCCAUGAGUCCAGAUUCUCCCUCUAAUAAUACAUCACCCCAUCCCGCCUCUGCACAACAAUCACCAUCCUAUAAACCACCUCCCCCACGUAGGGGCUCAAGCUCUAAUUCUUCUAGUUCUGUUUCAGAGCAAUCUCAACCAAAAAGCUCCAAAGGAUUGAAAACAAUAAUUAUUUUGGUUGGAGCUGCUGUUAUUGCAGUUGUGGUUCUUCUGGUGAUUAUUUUAUCUGUAUACUGUUGUAAGAAGGGGAAACACACAUUAGAAGCUCCUAGUUCCAUUGUGGUUCAUCCUAGAGACCCAUCUGAUCGAGAAAAUAUGGUUAAGAUUGCAGUCACGAAUAACACCACUGGAAGUUUGUCUACUCUAACUGGAACUAGUUCUACAAGUGACACCAGCAGCGGAACUGAAAAUUCUCAUGUGAUUGAGUCUGGGAACCUGAUCAUAUCUGUUCAAGUUCUCCGCAAGGUGACUAAAGAUUUUGCACCAGAAAAUGAGCUUGGCCGGGGUGGAUUUGGAACUGUCUAUAAGGGUGAAUUAGAAGAUGGGACAAAAAUAGCCGUUAAGAGAAUGGAGUGUGGGGUGAUUGGCAGCAAAGCGUUGGAUGAAUUUGAGGCUGAAAUUGCUGUUCUGUCUAAGGUUCGACACCGCCAUUUGGUAUCUCUGUUGGGGUACUCUAUCGAAGGCAACGAAAGGAUUCUUGUGUAUGAGUAUAUGCCUCAGGGUGCUCUAAGCAGGCAUCUUUUCCAUUGGGAGAGCCUGAAUUUGGAGCCACUAUCUUGGACCAGGAGGCUCUCAAUUGCAUUGGAUGUUGCUAGAGGAAUGGAGUAUCUUCAUAAUCUGGCUCGUGAAACCUUUAUACACCGAGAUCUCAAGUCUUCAAACAUUCUUUUGGGUAAUGACUUUCGGGCAAAAGUUUCAGAUUUUGGGUUAGUCAAACUUGCUCCAGAUGGUGAGAAAUCUAUUGCUACUAAGCUUGCUGGGACAUUUGGAUACCUCGCACCUGAAUAUGCUGUGAUGGGGAAAAUCACAACUAAAGCUGAUGUGUUCAGCUUCGGAGUGGUGUUGAUGGAACUUUUGACUGGAUUAAUGGCACUUGAUGAGAGUCGCUCAGAGGAAAGCCGGUACUUGGCGGAGUGGUUUUGGCGAAUCAAAUCAAACAAAGAGACUCUUAUGGCUGCCAUUGAUACAGCUAUCGAAGUAGAUGAAGAGACCUUUGAGAGCAUCUCUAUCAUUGCUGAACUUGCUGGACAUUGUACUGCGAGGGAGCCAAAUCAUCGGCCUGAUAUGGGCCAUGCAGUGAAUGUGCUGUCUCUACUCGUUGAAAAAUGGAAGCCAAUGACUGAUGAAUCAGAGUAUAUCUCUGGAAUUGAUUACAGUCUGCCCCUUCCACAGAUGUUAAAGGCUUGGCAGGAAACAGAAAGCAAUGUCAGUUUUACUAGUAUUAAUAGUAGCAAGGGAAGUAUUCCAGCAAGGCCUACUGGAUUUGCAGAUUCCUUCACUUCUACUGAUGGUCGAUGAGUAAAGUCCCAGUCAGUUUUGAUUAUUGGGUUUUGAUGCAUUCUUCUCAAAAAUGUUGGUUAUUUAGUUGAUCCCAAUAUAUCUACAUUGUGCUUUCAAGGAGCAUCUCCUUUUGGUGAUUGCACACAAUAAUUUCAUGGUUAGAAUUCAAGUGCCCAAGGUAUACUUCCCUCAGUGAUUCAGGAUUUCAUUCUUGAGCUCUGAGAACUGGAACAGUGAUGUAGAUAAAAGCAGUAAUUUAUACUUUCUUUGUUUGUUGUUCCUUGAAUUAUGUAGUCUGCUUUUAUACCUAUUUCAUUUUGCUUUGUUAAGACUUGAUGUCAUUUAAAAACCUAUCAAGCAUCAAUUAAUUUCAGAU